Messenger RNA from Symbiodinium natans, 6477 nucleotides. NCBI's taxonomy places the organism in Eukaryota, Dinophyceae, Suessiales, Symbiodiniaceae. The record is from the annotation of a GenBank genome assembly.
AUGACCGAUUUCGAUGCACUCGAAGUCCUGAGCGACGGCCACUUGAGGUUCCUAGCUCUUUCCUGGCCAGAAGAUGGGCGAACGGCGCCCGUGCCAGAAGCGUUGGCGAUACCGGUGCUCAAGAGGCGCAACGAGGGGGGAGGCAUUCUGCUUUGCAUUCCGUGCGGCUUUUUGUCUCUUGUGGCCCUGGACGCCGGCAACACAGCGGAGCCCCUUGCACUUUUGGGCCCAUCCUUUCAGGUGACUUUGCCUCUGGGUGUGUCAGACGAGCAGGGCUUAGAACAGCCCAUCGAUGUGGAGACGCCUGUUCUGAUGGUGGAUUUCGGUGCGGGAAUCCUUGCUUCACUUCGGGAGGUCGGGGAGGAUAUCGUCUCCGAUGCGAUCUUCCCCUUUUCGUUGCACCAGCCAGAGGCCACGCCGCUGAGCGACGAGUUGUUGGCAGCGGCCAGGAGUUGGGUCUCGGAGUCUCCUUUGGAUCGGACGGUGUUCUACUCGGCGCAGGAGGAUGCAAGCCAAGGUCUUCCGCCUGCGCAGCAGGAUCGACCGCCAAAAGGCCGGAAACCGAGCCCCAAGAAGCGUGUCACGACGGCCGAUUUGGCGGCACAGUUGGCUCAACUUUCGUCCAUGCUUCCACUCCUUACAGAGCAGCUCACUUCGGUCAAGGAUCGCCAAGAGGCUUUGGAGAGGCAGGUCAGGGAGGUUCCCACUACAGGCGUUCAGCAGGCUGCAAAGCCGCCCCACCAGCAAACCUUUCUUCCUGCGCAGGGGCCUGGCCUUCCGAUGGCGAAGUAUGCUUCCCUGUUGGGACCCCCUCCUCGGACUCGGCAGGAGGGCAAUCCUGUACAUCCCUUGCCUCCCGCUGUUGGGGGUGUGGGUCUUGCAAGCUUAGGCGAAGUUGCAGGUCAAGACUCUUUUCAAACCGCAAUGCUGCAGCAAUCUCAGGCCUUGUCCAGCCUCGUGACACACCUGCUCUCUCAGCAGGAAGGGGGAGUCGAAGGCCUUGCAUCAUCAGCCUCUUCAAGCUAUGUGGGUUCGAAGGGUGCGGCCAAGAGAGAGAAACUUCAGGCCGCUCUUGCUGCGAGGACAGGAGAGUUCUUCCUUGCCGUGUUGCAGAGUGCCUCUCGCAGGCUCCGGCCUUCAGUGCCCAUUCCUCCUUCUAUCGAAGCCUGCUCGGGUCAGGUCUCGAUGUGCCAAUACUUAGAGAGAUUCGGCGGUUUCGCAGGGCAAAGGGAGAACGGCUACCUCAUGUGGUGUUUAGCGCACGUGAUGGACUGCAUGGUCCAGCGGGACUAUGCAGGGGCAGAAGAACAUCUAGCCUUGACCUUCGCUGCUCUGGAUCAGGCCACAUUGGACGGCAACCGUUGGGACUUCGCCUGGCUAAUCACAUUGCUGGAGGAGCCGCCGGCCCAGCUCUUUCACGGCAGGGGCUCUUCUGUGAACCCGAGGUCCCGAGCGUAUUCUCCUCUGUGCCCCGGCGCUUGGACAACCUGCGCCCUUCAGUACUUGAGGGAGAUAGACCUGAUCGCCACCAGGAGGCUGGAAGCCAUUGGCCGUUCAAAGCCCAGCGCGCCAAAAGAAGCCGACGUGGGCGCCGAGGAUCGCGACGAGCAACGGUCAAAGAAGCCCCCCAAGCUCCCCCGCAAGCCCAAACAGGACGGUGCAAAGUCUGACCGGCCUGCUCCGCCUUCUGGGGGCAUCUUCCCUUUGCCCCUUCCUUUUGCUGGCGUGUUCGCCCGCUUCCCUUUGGGGUGUAGCUCUCGCCUUAGGCGGCGCAUCAUGCACAGGCGCCUCCUGCACAUUGUUUGCAUGGCUUUGAAUUUCCUGCAUUCCAACUUUGUGCCAAUCCCUCCCGCUGCACUCCAGCGGCCUUGCAACGCUGCACAGCGAAGCCUUGUCGCGCGUCUGGGCCGCCUUUUGAAGGCGUUCGGUGCCUCAGUUGGGGAGUUUGUUCUCUCUGAUUCGGGCCGCCGCAAUCCACAAUUGAUUGCACGUCUUUCUGAGCUAACGACAUUUCUUGCAACUUCUGCUGUUGCCACGGGGGACGCCUAUGCUGCUCAGUCAGGCACUGCUGUUCCCAUGCACAACGAUGCCUUUCAAGGUUUGGACCCCUUUAGGUCACUGGAUGUUUCCAGGUUGCAGCUCUCAGGCCGUGGCCUUUGGAAUCCACUGCCCUAUCUGCCACCGGAGCUCUACAUGGCUUUCGCCGAGCCGGCGUCCCUACUUCAUUUCAACCCUCCGCCAGACGACUUCAUGCCUGUGUGGACACGUGAGAAUCCCCAAGAGGUAGCUGCCCUUGCUUCACUUUGGGAUAAGUUGGGUUUGCUUAGGCUGGCGCCUGCUCGGCUGUCCAUGUCGGAGAGCUUCUUGCUUGCUCGUGCGUUCAACUGCUACAAAGGGCCGGAUCGAGAUAGAAUGAUCAUUGACCGGAGGGGUCGCAACUAUGCCGAAUGCAGGCUCGCAGGGCCCAGCAUGUUUAUACCAGUUGGGCCAAUGCUUGGCAUGCUCGAGGUCGACCCCGGCCGUCAAUCAGUGUAUUGUGCUGCUGCUGACCGUCGCGACUUUUACCAUCAGCUCAAGGCUCCAGAUCGCAAGUCCGUGACCAAUGUGCUGGGACCUGCCCUCCCUCGGCGUGCGGUUGAGCAUCUUCAGGCUUUUGGCCGACUUCUUCCCUGUGGGCUUUCUGCCACAAAUCCUAGUGCUUUGCAGUCGCCGAGGUCUCUUCUCUUUGAGCCCGACCACUACCUGGUCUGCUUUGCAGCUGUUGCUCAGGGCGAUCACUUAGGUGUUGAAGUGGGGACUGCAGCGCACUCCGCUUUGCUUGAAUCUGGAGGGCUCCUUGCUGAUGAACGGCGAUUGUGCUCGAAUCGACCCUUUAAAGGCACCACCUGUGCAGAAGGUUUAGUCAUAGACGACUAUUUUUCGGUUUGUGUCAAGGACCUCCGUGAUCCGGCGCCCCCAGAGUGCCUGCGUCACCUCUCGCGUGCUAAAAGCAUCUAUGCGCACGAGUCUCUUGAAGGCUCGGACAGCAAGGACAUCGUUGGCGCUUGUUUUGCGAAGAUUGCGGGAGCAGAAAUCAAUUCGUCAGAGCACGCCCGCCGUCUUGGCACUGUCACCGUUGCUUCUCCCGCUGCUAAACGAGUUGCCCUUGCUGCCGUUUCGGUUGAGGCUGCCCGGUUUGGCUUGGUGACGGAUGCUCUGUGGUUGUCUCUUGUCGGCAGCUGGACUUCUUGCGCCCUUUUCCGCCGGCCGUUGAUGGCUAUCUUCUCUGCUGUGUAUGGGGUCGCAAGCACAGGCUCCUCCAAACCGAGCCGUCCGACUCUUUGCGUGUUGCCCCGGCAGGCCGCCCAGGAGCUUGUCCUCGCCAGCGUUCUGUGCCCUCUGGCUUCGGUUGAUUUGACUUCCCUCUUUGACCCCUGCAUAUAUGCGACCGAUGCUUCGGAGGCCAAGGGAGGCUAUGUGACCGCACAUGUAGGGACCGAUCUUGUUCGUCCGUUGUGGAGGACUGCUUCGAAGCGUGGAGGCUACAGCAGGCUGCUUUCUAAGGAGGAGGCAAUCCUUGUUCGGCUGGACGACCGUGAGCCCAUUGAUCUUCGCAUGCUGGCGCCUGCAACCUGUCCUUCGCCAUCUCGGCCAUUGGCUUACCACUUCGAUUUCGUCGAGGUUGGAGUACGGGGCGGCUCUGUCUCUGAGCUCUUGCGGUCGAUGGGCCGUUCUGUUGGGCCUGUUCUUGAUUUUCGGGUCAGCGUCGCCUAUGACAUCAUGAACAGCCGGACUUUUGAGUGGAUUCUUCACCUUCUACAGCACCGAAAGCUUAAGAGUCUACUGCUGUCUCCACCGGCUGCUGCUUUCUCCCCACGAAAGAGUCGGUGCUCUCCAAACCCAGGCUUUUCUCGGCCAUCCUCUGCGCGUGAGGUUCGCGCGACUCGCGUGUUACGGCGGCAUCUGGCGCUUCUCUCUUCUGCAGUGCAAUGCGGCGUUCCUUCUGUGAUCGUGCGUCCUGACUCGCCAGGUUUCGUUACCGGGCCUGAGUGGCAUCUGCUGUUGCGUUUCGGGGCCCGAUUCGUGGGCACUUGUGCCUGUGCCUUUCAAGGUCUGUGCUGCAAGGGCUGGAAGUUCCUUGUUUUUGGCCUCGACCUUACACCGCUCUCGGUGCCUUGCUGCCGCGGAGGCCUUUGUGUGCAGUCCGGCCCCCGGCAACAUCCCGAUGAUGCUUUUCUCCCUCCUCUUCUUGUCAAGGCUCUUGCUUGUGAGUUUGAUCGAGCCCUGCGUCGGGUGUCACAUGUUCGCUCCCUUCAGGCUUUGAAGCCUGAAGGGCUUGAGAAUCCCGUGUUGAAUGAUGUUGUGUUGUCAGUUCGAUGGCUUAGCGGUGACGAUUGGUGUUGGCGGGCCACAGCCCACAUCAAUAUCCUUGAGACUGCUGCCAUUCACCGCCUUAUCAAGGCUCUUGCGGUGCGAGGCCUGACGCCGAUCCUCCGCAAGAUCGCUGCCCUUUGCCUUCUUUCUGGACUCCUGCCAGCAUUUCACUACGUCCACCUCCUUCCUUUCGGCCCUCCUUGGGCUGGCGUGCAUACCACGUUGCAAGCCGUGGUUUCGUCCACUGUUGUGUUGGCAGAGGGGCGUCCUGUUGAACCUGUGACCCAGAAGCGCCGUGACAAGCUCCUGGCUGCCUUCACCGAGUGGCUUCUACGCCAGAACGUCGUCUUCGAGAGCCUCUUUGACCUGGCGCCACAGAGCACGAGACGCUUGAACGGCUUCUUGAUUUCUUACGGUAGGCAGCUUUUCGAGGCAGGCUGGCCGUACAGUCACUACUCCGAAGUCAUAAAUGCUGUAGCGUCGAAGGAACCUGCCAUCAGGAGGAGUUUGCAACCUGCGUGGGAUCUUGCUUUUUCCUGGCUGCGUGAAGAACCUCAUUCUCACCAUGUUGCUUUGCCAUGGCAGGUUUUGCUUGCGGCGAUUACGACGUCGCUCAUGUGGGGCUGGGUCAGGGUAGCUGGCUGUUUGGCUUUAACUUGGGGCGCUGUGAUGCGCGCUGGUGAGACGCUGGCUGCAAGGAGGUGCGACCUGCUCCUCCCCGGAGACGUUUGGGGGACCAUGCAGUGCUGCAUGGUUUCGAUUCGCGAGCCUAAGACCAGGUUUAAGGCUGCGAGACACCAGGCUGCCAAGUUGGACCAGCCCGACCUCCUGGACGUCGUCACUUUGGCUUUUGCUGACCUGGAGCCUGGAUCAAAGCUCUGGCCGUUUUCAGCUUCGACUCUUAGGAGCCGUUUUGAUCAGCUCAUGCAGCGGCUUGGCACUGACCGUUGGGCUGAUCAAGGUAGCAAACGCCUUGAUUUGGGGUCGUUACGUGCAGGCGGUGCAACCUGGCUGCUUCAGGCCUCGGAAGACUCAGAGCUAGUGAGACGCCGCGGCAGGUGGCUGAAUGCCCGCACCAUGGAGAUAUACGUGCAGGAGAUUUCUUCACUACAGUUUGUGCAUAGGCUGUCUGAGCAGGCCAGGCUCAAGGUCUUUGCUUCAGUUGACAACUUCAAGCUGGUGCUGCUCGUGGCCGAGCGGCUUCAGAAAGCACGGACUCCGACCAGGUUUUGGUUUUCUCACUUUGCCGGCGGUGUGAACGUGAAGGAUGCCGAUCUCAAGGCGACCCACCCUACCACUCCCGCCGCCGGCAAAGCCGAAGGUGGCUUCGCUAAUGGGACAACUGCAGACGCAGGCUUUGAGAUGUUGGGGUGGGACCGCUCCGACGACCAACUUGGCGAUGAGAGCCCCGAGGAGGAUGUGUCGAGCCUAGCGCCUUGGAAACGCCGGCGUUUGGAGAGCGAUGAGGAGACCAGAGACUUGGGGUACAGCACCGUGGGGGCGGAUUUCGAUCGCUGGCCUGUGCUGGACAUGGAGGUGGAGGACGUGUUUGUUGGAAGAAGUGAGUUGGAGGACCUGACCUGGAGGUCGAUGGGUUUUGGAGCUUUUUUCGACGGAAACUCCAUCCUGCUGAAGAAGCGCCAGAACGAAUACAUCUUUCUUGGCAAGGACAUAUUCGCUUUCAGCUCGCGGGCUGAGAUUCAGAAGUUCGCGGCUCCCGUGGGGAACAGCUCGGUGCCGUAUAGCUAUGCGGUGGACGAGGAUGGUCGACACUACUUGUUUACGGAAAUGGUGAUUCUUGAGAAGGUUCAUGACACGAAGCCCAACCCGCGCGACAUCCUGGGGCCUUUCAACCCCUACUGGUACCUCUAUGAAGACUUGGCCUACGACAAGUGCAAGUUCCAGCUGAGAUACUGCGGGAUCACCUUAAAGUGGACGCACCCCAAGCAGAUGACCUUUCUGAAGCUGAGAAAGCAGCAGGUGAUGAAGUAUGAGAAGCUGGUGAAUGGCAAAGCGCAGCAGGUCUCAGAGGAGAAGUUCCAGAGGCUUGUGGCCAAAUGGUUCAAGGCGCAUGGCAUCUCCGAGCUGGAGGGUGAAACCCUCCCCGUCGACAGACAAAAUUGA